Messenger RNA from Camellia sinensis, 1489 nucleotides. The record is from RefSeq and is a predicted model, not a curated record. NCBI's taxonomy places the organism in Eukaryota, Viridiplantae, Streptophyta, Magnoliopsida, Ericales, Theaceae.
GUUAAAUCUAUAAAAAAAAAUUAAAAAUAUAUGUAUUUAAAAAAGGAAAGAAAAUACACGCAUAUAAAAGAAUACAACUACAGGCCAUCGAGAAUACACGUCAUUAUUGUUUUAGCCGUGUAAUUAAUUAUUAGACAGUGAUUAAUUAUUAAAAAUAAAUAGAUAGCGAAUAGAGCCAGCUCUUCAUCUCCUUUAACUGAUCCAGCAAAUAAAAGGCCUCACAAAACGCAUUCUUAUAUAUAUUUGGCUAACCAUGCAUGCAUUCUUUGUGGAUAUAUACUUCAUAAUUCUCUCUCUUUCUCUCACCAUUGGAGGUUGUCUUUAACAUGUUUGGCAUAGGAGGUUUAUGUAAAGCAUAUGGAUCACUCGUCUCAAAACGACAUCAUCACCAUCAUGACAAGAAGCAUCCUUCUCCUAACGAACCCAAGCCCGAUCAAUCUGAUGACAAAUUCAAAUCAACAUUCAAGGAUUUGAACGAUCAAAGCAAUGAAAGAAGAGCCACAAAUGGCGUCGAUGAUCACUUCAGAUCCAACGGCGAGGGAAUGCAAGGCGGCGAUGAUCCGGGAUCUCCUAAUCAUAGGGUCAACAAUUACUUUACAUCAUCGCCAUGUCCCUCUCCCUUGUCAAGAAGCUCAAGCCCUAAUAAUCUCUCAAGAAACUCUUCUCUCUCAAGAAGCACGAGCCGGCGGAGCCGAAACCCGAUGCCUGUGGUGGCAGCUGGCCGUCUCUUGAAAAGCAUAAGCCGGAAGAACGGCAAAAGAACUGCAUCCCCCGAAGGAGGCUCACUCUCGAGGAGCUCGAGCCGGAACGACUCCACAUCUACCGUCCCUGCAGGCGGAGGAGGUUCACUCUCAAGGAGUGUUUCAAAUCGGAAGGUAAUGACACCCAUCAUGUAUUCAAACUCAACAGGGUUGAUCAAACCACCAGCAAUCGAGAAGAACCUCGAGUGCACCCUUGAGGAGUUCUGUUUUGGAAGCGUCAAGAAGAUCAUGAUCACAAGAGACGUUAUAACGAGCAAUGGCCAAACAGUAAAAGAAGACGAAGAAAUGCUAACAAUCAAAGUGAAGCCAGGAUGGAAAAAAGGAACAAAAAUUACAUUCGAAGGUAUGGGAAAUGAGACACCUGGCACUGAACCAGCUGACAUAAUCUUUGUGAUUGGAGAGAAAAGGCACCCAUUGUUUCGGAGAGAAGGUGACGAUUUGGAGUUGGGAGUGGAAAUACCGCUGGUGAAAGCUCUUACUGGCUGCAACAUUUCUGUCCCUCUGUUAGGUGGGGAGAAGAUGAACUUGACGAUCGACGAUAUCAUACAGCCUGGCUAUGAAAAGAUCAUUGCAGGGCAGGGCAUGCCAAAGCCGAACGAGGAAGGAAACAGAGGAAACUUGAUAAUCAAAUUCCUAGUUCAGUUUCCUACAGAACUGACAGACGAACAACGAGCCAAUGUUUUUCAAAUUUUACAGGAUUCUUGUUGACCAUGAAUUGGGUUCUAUAC